Molecule: messenger RNA, 1651 nt
Organism: Cannabis sativa
Lineage: Eukaryota; Viridiplantae; Streptophyta; Magnoliopsida; Rosales; Cannabaceae
Product: coniferyl alcohol acyltransferase
Exons: 2
Coding region: 68-1570 (500 amino acids)
Molecular function (GO): acyltransferase activity, transferring groups other than amino-acyl groups
Source: RefSeq, a predicted model, not a curated record
GAAAAUUAAUUAGUAAGCAAUUAAUCUGACUAAUAUUUUAUAGAUCAAUAUAGUUGAUAAAAAAAAAAUGGCCGGUGUAAGAGAUGAUGAAAAAGCUAAACCAUUCCUAGUGAAGAUAAGGAAGGAAGAGGUUGUGGCACCAAUAGCUUCUACGCCAGAGCAAUGGUUACCAUUGUCCAACCUCGACCUUCUAUUCUUAUCAAAAACCGAUGUAGCAACUUUCUUCGUCUUUAAGAAGCCUGUUGUAACAAACACGCCAAACCUCGAUGCUCGUUCUUUGAUUACGAAUAUGAAGAAGGGCUUGGCUCAAGUGUUAGUGCCAUUCUUUCCAGUAGCUGGUGAACUAGUCCACAACUCGGUUGGUGAGAUUGAGAUUUGGUGCAACAACCGCGGUGUUGAUUUUGUUGAAGCUUAUGCUGAUGUUGAACUUGAAAAACUCAACUUGUAUAACCUUGAUGAAAGCUUUGCCCUAGGCAAGUUGGUGCCUGAGAAGAUUCGUGGCAUUCUUGCUGUUCAAGCAACGGAGCUCAAAUGUGGCAGUGUAGUGGUCGUAACCCUAUAUGACCAUCGCUAUGCUGAUGGCUACUCAGGCAGCAUGUUCAUAGUAUCAUGGGCUGAAUUCACACGAUCUAAACCUCUUAUGAUCUAUAAUCGCCCCUCAUUUCGCCGAUCUUUGCUCAUUCCUCGCCGCCUUGGUUGCAUUGACACCUCUGUCCAAGAUAUGUAUGUAGACACAACUAUCACUAGUAGUACUCCUAAUAACAAAAACCCUACUUCACCAACUACACUACUCAACAAUGAUCAUAACCCUAACAUAAGUACUAUAAGUAGUCGCUUGUACCAUAUUAAAGCUGAACAUAUCAAACAACUACAAAUCCAAGCUUCCUUAAACAACACCAACAUAACUAAGAUUGAGUCUUUUGGUGCUUUCUUAUGGAAGAUGAUUGCGAAAUAUUCUCUAGCGAAUAAUAAUAAGUAUGUCAACGACAACAAGUUAUGUAGAAUGGGGUUUUUUAUUGAGGGACGAAGAUUGUUAGCUCAAGAUGAUGCAUUGCAGUUUUACUUUGGAAAUGUUUUAUCAAUUCCGUGUUGGGCCAAGAAAACUUAUGAUCUUAACGACGAGCCACUUAAUCAAGUGGCUCAAGAAAUCCACGAGAGUCUGAGAGGAAUUUCGAGGAAGGAACAUUUCUUGGGCAUUCUAGAUUGGGUCGAGGCACUUCGACGUCUAAAGUCAAGAGGAACAUUUAGAAUAUCAACUUUUGAAAUGGAGGAUGGACCAAAUUUUAUAUUGUCAUCUGGCCUAAGACUUGAGUUUGAAAAGGUUGAUUUUGGGUGGGGUAAACCUAUUUUGUCUUCAAAUCAUAUGCCAAGUGGAUUUCAAGAGAUAUCAAAAGGUGGCUAUGUGAUGCCCUUGUUGAUCCCAAAUGGAAGUGGUGAUUGGGUGGUGUACAUGCACUUACAUACAUCGCUGCUUGAUUUUAUAGAGACUGAAGCUUCUAAUUUUCUUACACCCUUAACUUUUGAACAUCUAGGAAAAAUAAAUAAUACAAAUCUAAAAAGUAAAAUAUAAAAAGAAAAGUUAUUUGAAUAAUUAAAAUAUAUAUAUCAUACAAAUAAUAAAAAUAAAUAUCUUAUAAGACAUAUAUUUGUA